AAGAUAUACGGAGCAAUCUGUUCAGCAGGCUGCAAGUGCGUACAAUGGCAGUUAGCCGUGGGGCAUAACAACGCACUAACCCUUGUCCCAUCAUUCCUCUCAAUUUCUCACACUUUUGGUGUGUGUUCUAGAAUUUCUGUGAAGCCUAUCUUUUUGUCCUUUUUUUUCCCUUCUUCUGCCCCUACUGAAUAUCCGUUCAAAUUCAUAUGAAGACUGAGCACAAGAGAAACCACCACCAGCAGCGCGAUUUGUGGUGGCGGCGCCUGGUGGUGCGCAAGUGGCUUAACAGAGCAAACAACAACUACUCCGACGACAGCGAAUCCGAUUCCGAACAACAAGAAUUUCGUGAUCGGCCAAAAGAGACCGGUUUCACGAGUGUUGAAGCUGAUGAUGAACCUCAGGUUGAUUUUGAUGAGGCUCUUCCCAGAUUAAGACGACGAAAAUCGGAAACAUUUCGAGCUCAAUAUAUUAACGCCAAGGAAAUCAGGAUAUGUGCUGCCACGUGGAAUGUUGGGGGAAGAGUUCCUCCUCGUGAUCUAAAUCUUGAUGAUUGGUUAGAUAUUGACGACCCUGCUGAUAUUUAUGUAAUUGGCCUUCAGGAGAUCAUCCCAUUAAAUGCUGGCAAUAUAUUUGGUUCUGAGGACAACCGCCCGAUUUCGAAAUGGGAAAACAUAAUCCGCGAAACUCUGAAUCGAGUUCCACCGGUUACUAGGUUCAAAAGCUACAGCAAUCCUGCUUCUCCGUCGAGGUUUAAGCCAUUUGAAGAUUCCCCAGAUAUAGAAGAUGAAGUUGUGCUUGAAUCCGACAGUGAUAUUGAGGAUGAAAUCCACCCGUUGAUUCAAGAGCUAAGUGAUUUGUCCGAAAUCGAGGAUGGAAUUGUUGAAGAAAGUCCAGAUGCCUCUGUCUCCAACAAUAGUAACAGUUUUAGCAAGUCAAUGGAAUAUGACGAGGGGAGCAGUCGAUUCUCUUCUCCGAAAAGGCUGGAGAGAAUCAAUUGCUUAAAAAUAGAUGAUGAUUCUGAAGACAAUAUCGAAACCCCAAAAUCUCAGUACAUUGAAUUAACCAGAACACUUAGCAAGACAGAAAGAAUAGGCUUAAGCUGGCCAGAGCCGCCACUUCAUCUCUUACCUCAGCAUGGUUUAGACAAACCUAAUACCUUCAAAUCUUUCAAAUCUUUCAAAUCUUCGAAAUCUUUCAAAUCUUCAAGAACUUUCAGAACUUCGAAAUCUUUAAAAACUUCGAAAUCUUUCAGGACUUAUAGUUCUUUCAGAUCGAACAUGACGACUGAAAAUAUAAGGAGAUUUGAGAUAGCGUCUCUUGUUGAACUCGAUCUUGAGUCCGUGAUAGGCCGGAAAAGAAGGCCGCCGUAUGUUCGGAUAGUGAGCAAGCAAAUGGUUGGAGUUUUUAUAUCAAUAUGGGUCCGCAGGAGCUUACGAAGACACGUACAGAACCUCAAUGUGUCUACGGUUGGUGUUGGUCUCAUGGGCUAUAUUGGCAAUAAGGGAUCAAUAUCGGUUAGCAUGUCGAUACAUCAGACACUGUUCUGUUUUAUCUGUACUCAUUUAACGUCUGGAGAGAAAGAUGGGGAUGUGGUCAAGAGAAAUGCUGAUGUGCGUGAAAUUCAUAAACGGACACGUUUCAGUUCGCUCUCAGCUCUGGGGCUUCCUCAAAGAAUAUAUGAUCAUGAGAGAAUUAUCUGGCUGGGUGACCUAAAUUAUCGAAUCAAUUUGUCUUAUCAGAAGACAAGAGACCUAGUUGCCAAGAAGGAAUGGGACAAGUUAGUUAGGUGUGAUCAGCUAAUCAAAGAGCUUAAGAAAGGCCGUGUAUUUGAUGGAUGGUCCGAAGGUUCUUUGAGCUUUGCUCCAACUUACAAAUACGAGUUUAAUUCCGAGUCUUACAUAAGUGAGGAUCCAAAGGCUGGAAGAAGAACACCUGCAUGGUGCGAUAGGAUCCUCUCAUUCGGGACAGGAAUGAGGCUGCUAAGCUACAAGAGAUCUGAAGUCAAGCUAUCUGACCACCGGCCAGUGACUGCCUCCUAUAUGGUGGAAGUUGAAGUAUUUUCUCCUAAAAAGUUGCAACGAGCACUCAUUUUUACCGAUGCCGAAAUUGAGGAACAUGACCUUGUGACGGAUUUCUGCUGGCUUAGAUCACAAGAGGUAUGAAAAGUCUGCAACAAUGAUUCCUUGGGCUUACUGAUUUUGUAGGAUGCAUCUUGGGGGAGUUAAUGUGAUGCGUAGUUAAUGUGUUGCUAAGCAUCCCGUCCUCUCAUUCUACAUCGGUAAGCAAUUUUAGAUUCUAAACUACUUCUGUAAAUGGCAUUCGUCGUCUAUCAUCGAGAAACUAGUAAAUUGAAGGCAGUUUUGUUCACUGUUAAUAACCACUCUUGUGUAACUAAUCUAUGUGAACAAAUACUUUAGAUUUAUAUCAGUGGUUGUGAAUAUAUACAAUUUGUAACAUUGUAUGAGAGAUAUGCAAUCAUCUCCAUCGAAGGUUCAACAUCA
Erythranthe guttata (spotted monkey flower) is the source of this 2501-nucleotide messenger RNA. RefSeq names its product type IV inositol polyphosphate 5-phosphatase 3. Gene Ontology annotation, molecular function: phosphatidylinositol-4,5-bisphosphate 5-phosphatase activity; phosphatidylinositol-3,4,5-trisphosphate 5-phosphatase activity; inositol-polyphosphate 5-phosphatase activity. Gene Ontology annotation, biological process: phosphatidylinositol dephosphorylation. Lineage: Eukaryota; Viridiplantae; Streptophyta; Magnoliopsida; Lamiales; Phrymaceae. The record is from RefSeq and is a predicted model, not a curated record.